Molecule: messenger RNA, 2577 nt
Organism: Amorphotheca resinae ATCC 22711
Lineage: Eukaryota; Fungi; Ascomycota; Leotiomycetes; Helotiales; Amorphothecaceae
Exons: 3
Coding region: 128-2230 (700 amino acids)
Biological process (GO): proteolysis; peptide metabolic process
Cellular component (GO): mitochondrial intermembrane space
Molecular function (GO): metalloendopeptidase activity
Source: RefSeq, a predicted model, not a curated record
CGUCAUAACAAUCAUCCUGGCUUCUUCGCGAGUCGGCUCGAGGCUGGCAUCCCUCUUUGCCCAGCUACGACCUACCUAUAAUCGACCUUCCUCUCUCCCUGUAUUCAGAGGAAUAACUACAAGCACCAUGGCGCGGAAACAAUACAGGACUCCUCCGCAGGCACCCCCCAGCUUCACCGCUACGAGUACCUCUCUGAUCGACGACGCGAGGUCAAUCUGCAGCAACACGCGAACGCUGCUCGACAAGAUUGCUGCAGAAGUCACACCCGAGACGGCAACCUUCGAGAACGUUAUCCUACCAAUUGCGGAAGAUGAGAAUACGGCCGGGCUGCAAAGCAGAAUCAUCGGCUUUUACCAAGCUGUGUCGGGAGACCCUACUCUGCGCGCUGCAUCGUCAGAGGCUGAGGAGAUCAUAGACGACUUCUCAAUUGAGGCCUCUAUGCGCGAGGACAUCUUCAAGCUUGUCGAUGCGGCAUACAAGAAGAACGAGAAGCUGGACGCCGAGAGUCGAAGGUUGUUAGAGAAGGAGCGGAAAUCAUACAUCAAGAACGGGUUGGGCAUCCCUGCCGGUCCACAACGAGACCGCUUCAAGGAGAUCAAGAAGCGACUGUCGCAGAUCGCGAUUGAGUUCCAGAAGAACUUGAACGAGGAGCUUGGGGGCAUUUGGUUCUCGAAGGCUGAGCUUGCAGGCGUGCCGGAUGAUGUUUUGCAGGGGCUUGAAAAGGGGACGGGAGACAACGAAGGCAAACUCAGGCUUACUUUCAAGUAUCCGGAUUUGUUCCCUACAUUGAAGUUUGCUUUGAAUCCGGAGACCAGGAAAACGGUGUUCAUUUCGAACGAGAAUAAGUGCAACCAAAAUGCCAAACUUUUCUCGGAAGCAAUCAUACUUCGAGAUGAAGCUGCUAGACUCCUCGGUUAUCCUAACUGGGCCUCAUUCAGGAUCGAGGAUAAGAUGUCGAAGACACCUAAGACUGUCAAUGAUUUCCUCGAUGAUUUGAGGGUCCAGCUCGCUCCAGGUGGAGAGAAGGAGACCUCACACUUAAAGGAGAUCAAAGCAGAGGAUCUUAAAGCCCGUGGCUUGGAAAAUACUAAUGAUGGAAACUACUAUCUUUGGGACCAUCGCUUCUACAACCGCCUGAUGGUUGAGAAGGAGUUCUCGAUUGAUGAACAGAAGAUCGCGGAGUAUUUCCCACUACAAUCAACUAUUGAGGGUAUGUUGGGUAUUUUUGAGGAGCUCAUGGGCUUUGUAUUCGUCGAAGUACAACCGGAAGACCGAGCUAAGUUAUCUGAAAACGGAGUGGACGAUAUCUCCUGGCAUGAAGAUGUCAAAAUAUUCACAGUUUGGGACGAUGAAGAGGAAGGCGGCUCUUUCGUCGGCUACCUCUACCUGGACCUACAUCCCCGCGAAGGCAAAUAUGGUCACGCAGCAAACUUUUCAUUGCAGCCAGGCUAUCUCUACCCCGAUGGAACCCGUCGAUACCCUGCCACUGCACUCGUCUGCAACUUUUCCAAGCCGACUGCUACCAAGCCAUCGUUACUGAAACACGACGAGGUAGUCACCCUGUUCCAUGAAUUGGGUCAUGGAAUUCACGAUCUUGCCGGAAGAACCAAAUACUCGAGAUUCCAUGGAACGAGCGUCGUGGGAGAUUUUGUGGAGGCACCAAGUCAAAUGCUCGAAAAUUGGUGUUGGACCCCAAGCGUGCUGAAGAGCUUGAGCAAACACUACAAAACCGGAGAGCAGAUACCGGAUGAAUUGAUUGACAGGCAAAUUGCUGCAAAGCAUGUCAACGAUGCCAUCUUCAACCUGCGCCAACUCCAUUUUGGAAUCUUCGAUAUGACAGUGCACACCCCCAAGUCGCACGAAGAGGCUGAAAGCAUUAACUACUCUGAGCUGUACAAUAACCUGCGAACCCAGAUUGCAGGUCUUAAAGGUCCCGAAGCACUAGGGUUGAAGUCCGAUUGGGGCCACGGGCAAGCUACGUUCGGCCAUCUGAUCGGCGGGUAUGACGCGGGCUAUUACGGAUACUUGAGCAGCCAGGUCUACUCAACAGAUAUGUUCUACAGCGUCUUCAAGAAGGACCCAAUGAGUAAGAAAGAGGGUCGCCGGUACAGACAUAUGGUGCUUGAGAAGGGCGGCAGCCAGGAGGAAAUGAAAACCUUAGAGGAUUUCCUGGGCAGACCUCCCAGCACGAAGGCGUUUUACGAGGACCUGGGAUUGGUUUCCAAGUGAGUAGAUGCAGAUCGAGACUCGAAUAAAAUGAUGCGUUCCUUUUGACCAUUUCUCACUUGAGUCCUCAGAACCUUGCCUCCUCUCUGCGAUGCAGAGCUUCCUUGUACAUCCCGAUACCAGACAACAUGAAUUGAUCCAUAUACUCAGCCUCGCAAAAGGCGAUAAGCGGUAAUGGAUUUCAACUCUUUAGUUUUCUUCAUUUACUUUGACAGGGCAGCGCAAGACAAAGCGACUCCGAAACGCAGCUGAGUUAGAGAGACGACUCGGCUGCGUUUCAGAGCUGGACGAGGUCUAUGCGUUACGAUGUGGUCAGGAUAAGGUAGUGGGGUAUGGGGUUUGCAGGACGC